AUGUUUCAACAAGUUGACGGCGAGGAGAAGGGAAAUACCAUGGUUACCAGUGCGUUGCUUAGGCGUGCCUUGAGCCGUCCGGAACCAGCUUUAGAUGUCGACAAGCAUGCCACCAACUACUCGAAAUUGCCCUUGACUUCGAAUGAGCACCAUUAUAGGCCCCUUGCCACGCGAUGGCAAAUCCUCGCUGUGAUUUUGUUUGGACUUCUUUCUUCUGUGGCUGUCCUCGAGGUCGGGCUGGAGAAAGGGGUAAAGUAUGGAGCUAGUUUAAACCACCAACCUUCGACCAAGAGACAUCAUGUCGAAGACUUUGACACACUGAAAGCAGCUGCUGUACCUGAUGGGAUCAAAAUGCCCGCUACAUCAACCUACACAAGUCGACCAAUGAGGCCACCACACCCAUGGUCUUUACCUGGAACCGACAGUACUCCUCGGUCCUUGAUUGGGUCUCGAAAGACUCUCACUUUCCUUCACUCAAACUCAACUGCCAAUAGCUAUGAAUCCGAAUCAACUUCCCCGUCAGUUGUAACGACGACAGCAACCGUGACUGUAACUCCGAGCAUCGAUUGUGGUAUUACAGGGAUCAUAGCUACGUCAAGUACAACCACAGUUUUCCAAACGACCACGAUUACACCGGGGUCUUCUCCGACAUAUAAUUCCUCGCACUCUGACCGAUCCUCUUCAGUCAUGCUCGUGGAACGUGGUGCCAGCUGGGAGGAUAUUACCAAAAGCAUGACUGCGAUGGCGAUAACAACGACGGCGCCUAGCUCCGCAGACCCAAGUACUGUAACAGUGGAAGAAACUAUCACCCUAACAGGGGCCUGUGCUGCAGCUGCCGAUGACUACAUAUUCACUACGACUGUAUUGCAGACUAUCAUCGCCCGAGACCUUCCGCUGGAACCUUCGGAUAUGGCUGGAGACGACUGUGGCACUAGCAGUGUUGAUUCGAUAAGAAGUUCGGAAUUGCCCAUACCAACAACGUCUGAACUCACCACUGCGACCGUGCUCGUAUACUGCGCAGGACCUCCAGUGAUUACUACGAGAACAACCACGAAAACCGAACAAACUACUUUGGGGAUGGUGGUCGCUUCUAUCGACACUUCUGCUACAGCCUCCAAUAGCGGACGUGCAUCAUCAAUUAGUCCCAAUGCAAACGCCACUACUCCUGAGAUCCCCUUGACGGAAUCAUGCGAUACCCUAGCUCCAAGUCCACUCUCGGCAGAUGUCACUCUGACUACUACUGUCGCGGCCCAACCGCAAUAUGUGUACUAUGUCACAAAGACCGAAAUGCAGACAAUUCUUGCUCCGGCUCUUGUGCGGAGAUCGACUGAUCAUGCUAGCAUCUCAAAUUCACUAUCGACUCCAGCGGGAUCGAGUCUGCCCGCUUCGGAACUAGACUCAUCGUUGUCGACGUCUACUUCGACCACAAUGCCAAUUGUAACAGUGAAACCGGAUCGACAGAGACCUAACGAGGUAGAUCUGGGUAUCGCCAUAACCCCUCUUCAACAUUUCAGGGCCAUAUACAUACCCACCUUGACUGCAGUCACAUUCAAACUGCUCUGGAGUACAGUUUUUGCGUCUAUACGAAUGAUGGAGCCUUUCUACCUGUUGGCCAGGAAAGGUGGUGCAUCAGCCAAGAUGACUUUGAACGCAGACUAUCUGACCUCCAGUGUUUCGCCACACAAACUACGGACUUUGUUCAGGGAAUCUCCUGUGGUGAUACUGGCCAGUCUAGCGUACCUGGUCUUCAGUAUAUUACCUGCUUUGGCCACACAAGCAUCGACCAUCAGAGCCAGCAGCAUCUGCUUGCGUCCUGAUGGCAUGCAGGUGCAUUGUGGCCCCAAGUGGGAGCUCAAUGUGACUUAUGCAAAGGCACUUCAAGGUCUGUUGUCUGCCGUGGCUUUCAUGAUCGGGGUGAUAAUCUGGUUGUCCGCCCGACGCCCGAGUGGUGUCUUUUCAAACCCAUCGUCAAUCGCUGCCAUGGCUUCACUUCUCAAUAAUGAUGCCUUUGUUCAAGAUCUAACGGCGAACCACUCGGACAAACAAUCCACAUUGGCAUCAACUCUUUGUGAGAGACGAUAUGCUCUUUCAUCUCAUUUUACCCCGGACGGAUCUAUUCGGUAUGGGAUGGGGGAGGUGGUCGAUGACUCUGUAGAACAACAACAUCCUUCUCCCGAAGAAGAAACUACCGAACAAUCAUCGGUCGACAGGAAGAAGGUUGGUGGGCUGCUGUCUCGACUGAAGACUUUGAAACCAUUUAUCCUGGAAACAGCCUUGUUUUUGGCACAGAUUGCCCUUCUCUGCGUCUUGUUCUCGUACUAUUUCAUCGACGCCAACGAUGCCUUCAACCGUUUCUUUCUGAGCAACCCUCUCCGAAGAUUCAUCCUCACCUUCAGUGCGAGUCUUCUCGACGCUCGCUGGAAGCAGCUGGAGCGGGAAGUCCGGAUCAUGACUCCCUACCGACGCCUACACGCCGGAUCCGCUUCGCCGUCCAACACGAUCCUCGUGACCCAAAACGGUACGGCCAUCACGAGUAUCGCCCCGGCCCUGUGGCGUCGAAACCUUUUCCACGCCUUUGUCGCCACUGUCGCGACACUGUCCGAUCUCCUGAUCAUCUUCAUCGGUGGCGUUCCAUUCUCUUCGGCACAGGUUCUCAAGGACUAUUACAUGUGUAUACAAGUUAGUAUCACGAUUUUGUGCUUGAUGGUGGCGACGGUGCCGGCGAUAAUCGUGUGGAGAGUUCAGAACUCGCGGAUGAAGAUGCCUCGUGGGCCCGACACUCUACUGGCCGUUUGGACGAUGCUGUGCAAUCAAGGCAAUGGCAUUUGUGAGGAGACGAGAGGUAUGGAGAAGAUGCCUGCGAGGGACAGAGAUAGAAUCAUUGUCCAAAGAGGUUCUCGAUAUUGGGCCGGUUGGAUCACCACACAGACGUCACACUCGUCGUCCAAGGCACUACCGUGGGAAAGAGUAGACUUUUUGAUUGAGCGCGACGGUAUUGACUAA
Messenger RNA from Exophiala oligosperma, 3003 nucleotides. RefSeq lists its product as uncharacterized. The transcript has 2 exons. The record is from RefSeq and is a predicted model, not a curated record. Lineage: Eukaryota; Fungi; Ascomycota; Eurotiomycetes; Chaetothyriales; Herpotrichiellaceae. Bases 1 to 3003 code for a protein of 1000 amino acids.